AAGCGAACAAAGAAGGUCGGAGUCACUGGAAAGUACGGAACCCGUUAUGGUGCUUCCCUCCGAAAGACCGUGAAGAAGAUGGAAAUCACUCAACACGCUCGAUACGCUUGCCCAGCUUGUGGAAAGAACGCCGUCAAGCGAACCGCCGUCGGAAUCUGGAAAUGCAAGCCUUGCCGUAAAACUUACGCUGGAGGAGCCUACACUUUCGGAACUGCCGGAGCCGCCACUGUCAGAUCAACCGUCAGGCGUCUGAGAGAAGUCGUCGAG
This is a messenger RNA of Kockovaella imperatae, 267 nucleotides long. Its product is annotated as 60S ribosomal protein L37a. Gene Ontology annotation, cellular component: ribosome. Gene Ontology annotation, biological process: translation. The record is from RefSeq and is a predicted model, not a curated record. Gene Ontology annotation, molecular function: structural constituent of ribosome. The transcript is spliced from 3 exons. Lineage: Eukaryota; Fungi; Basidiomycota; Tremellomycetes; Tremellales; Cuniculitremaceae. The annotation marks the transcript as partial.